UGCCCCUGCCACUUACACAACCUCCCCUCAGCUCACUGGUGCAGUGGUCUUGGCAAAAUGCCCUCAAACCCUGCGUGUCAGGCCUGGCGUGUGGACUUUUUUCAAUUCAGACUUGCAAGUCUGAAUUUUUCAAGGGAUGGGGUGGAAUUUCUGAUUAUAUACAAGAUUACUGGAGACUGGACACAAACACUUAAAUGUUUUUCUUGAAUGUGAUGGUGUAUAAACCUUUUCUCCUACGGGGGAAAUGGAGGCUAGAGACAAGCAAGUGCUUCGCUCCCUCCGCCUGGAGCUGGGUGCCGAAGUACUGGUGGAGGGACUGGUUCUUCAGUAUCUUUACCAGGAAGGGGUCUUAACAGAAAACCAUGUUCAAGAAAUCAAAGCUCAAACCACAGGCCUCCGGAAAACAAUGCUGCUCUUGGAUAUCCUGCCUUCCAGAGGUCCUAAAGCAUUUGAUACAUUCCUAGAUUCCCUACAAGAAUUUCCCUGGGUGAGGGAGAAGCUAGAGAAGGCAAGAGAAGAAGCCAUAACUGAGCUGCGUGCAGAUGACCAGACUGCUGGAAUCCCCCCACACAUCCUCAGCAGCUCCCCGUCAGACCGGCAGAUUAACCAGCUGGCCCAGAGGCUGGGCCCCGAGUGGGAGCCCAUGGUGCUGUCCCUGGGACUGUCCCAGAAUGACAUCUACCGCUGCAAGGCCAACCACCCCCACAACGUGCACUCGCAGGUGGUAGAGGCCUUCGUCCGCUGGAGGCAGCGCUAUGGAAAGCAGGCCACCUUCCAGAGCUUGCAAAGGGGCCUCCAGGCCGUGGAGGCGGACCCCUCAGUGCUCCAGCAUAUGCUGGAGUGAUGGGGUCGCCCUAUGGGGAGUGAGUCCCCAGGUCGCAUGUGCCCGGGGCAGGUAGCUUUUUGUUGGCGGGCGGUGUAUGUUUUCUUUUCAAUGAUCCAUAGAUGAAAUGAGAAAACAGGGUUUGUACUUGACAUCACCUGAAGGGCCAGAUCACUCAGAUCUCCCAGUUUGGCUUCACAGUUCAUCAUUUUCAAUUGCUCGAAGAUUGCAUUAUUUUAACUGUUCAGGUUUUAAUUGUGAGGUUGCCUUUUAAUAGAUGGGUGAAGCACAGUGGCUCAAAAACUAUACUGUGUUAUCACAUUACAUGCAACUGUCUUAUACAUAAAACAUCCACUUUUAAGUUGCCUGGGAAUGGAAAUGUGGACUUUGCUAUUGAUGAUGAUAAUGAUGAUGAUAAUAAAAAGUAAAUUAUUAUAUAUAAUGUGG
Molecule: messenger RNA, 1270 nt
Organism: Artibeus jamaicensis (Jamaican fruit-eating bat)
Lineage: Eukaryota; Metazoa; Chordata; Mammalia; Chiroptera; Phyllostomidae
Gene: CRADD
Product: CASP2 and RIPK1 domain containing adaptor with death domain
Exons: 3
Coding region: 245-844 (199 amino acids)
Biological process (GO): regulation of apoptotic process; signal transduction
Molecular function (GO): death domain binding; protease binding
Source: RefSeq, a predicted model, not a curated record